Sardina pilchardus (European sardine) is the source of this 1723-nucleotide messenger RNA. Its product is annotated as C-type mannose receptor 2-like. The coding region runs from base 8 to 1135 and encodes 375 amino acids. The transcript is spliced from 5 exons. NCBI's taxonomy places the organism in Eukaryota, Metazoa, Chordata, Actinopteri, Clupeiformes, Clupeidae. The record is from RefSeq and is a predicted model, not a curated record.
CUCAGUCAUGAGUCUACUUCUCAUUACCACACUGCUGGUGUCAGGUCUGGGCAGUCUCUCCUCCUCUGUGCCACGUCAGUUCCAUGUGGUGAAGGAAGAGAAGAACUGGACAGAAGCUCAGCAGUACUGCAGAGAGGAGUUCACUGACCUCGCCACCAUAGACGACAUGACAGAGAAUGAGAAGGUGAACAGCCUGAUCCGUGACGCAGGUGCUGGAAGUACAUGGAUUGGGCUGAAGAGGGGAGACUGGCAGUGGUCUCUGGCCAAUAGGUAUUUCUACAGAGAGAAUGAAGCAGAGUUCAGGAACUGGGCCCUAAACCAACCAAAUGAAAAUAAUGAAGAGUGUGUGGCGCUUAUGAGAGAAAAUGGACAAUGGCAUGACUUCAAUUGUGGCAAGAGCUUUCCUUUUAUCUGCUAUGAUGGGGGAAGCUCCACACAUCCCUAUGUGCUGGUUACUGAGGAGAAGAACUGGGCAGAUGCUCAGAGAUACUGCAGAGAACAACACACAGACCUGGCCAGUGUGAGGAAUCAGACAGAGAAUGACCAGAUAGAGGCAGUUAGUGGAGAUAGACGUGCCCAUUCAGAGCUGCAUAAUCAGAACUGGAUCGGCCUGUUCAGAGAUGCCUGGUCAGAGUGGUCAGAUGGCAGCAGCUCCUCAUUCCGCUACUGGAACACUAGAGAGCCCGAUAAUCGAGGUGUGGCGUGCACUCAAAUUAUAUCCAGUGGCCAAUGGAUUGAUGAAGAAUGUGAUCAUACUGGUCACUUCAUCUGCUAUGAAGACAAGCUGGUUCUGGUCCGUGAGAAUAAGACCUGGACAGAGGCGCUGCAGUACUGCCGAGAGCACCAUGUGGACCUGGUGUCUGUGACGUCUGAGCGGGUCCAGCGCUGGGUGAGUGAGCGGGCUAAAGGAGCCUCCACUGCUCACGUGUGGGUGGGCCUGCGUCACGCCUGUGGCCUGGGCUGGUUCUGGGUCUGUGGAGAGACCAUCUGCUACAGCAACUGGACCCCAGGACAAGAGCAAGCUGAGUCCUGCGAACACAGAGUGGGAGCAGUGGAGUCUGGAGGGGGGCAGUGGGUCAGCAACCUGACAGAGACCGACAAAUUCAACUUCAUCUGCACCACUGAGGAGCAAUAGGACUGGAUCCCCAGUACAGAGCAGAGCAGAAACUCCUCGGGAUCUUAAAGCUGCCAUGGAUGCUCACCAGUCUAUGAGUACUCCAUACUAUGAGUAAUGCUAACUAACUAUUAACUACUAUCACAUACUGGGUACUACUAACUAACUAUUAACUACCAUCACAUACACUACUGUGGGUCCUAUUAACUAACUAUUAACUACCAUCACAUACACUACUGUGGGUACUACUAACUAACUAACUAUUAACUACUAUCACAUACACUACUGUGGGUACUACUAACUAACUAUUAACUACCAUCACAUACACUACUGUGGGUACUACUAACUAACUAACUAUUAACUACUAUCACAUACACUACUGUGGGUACUACUAACUAACUAACUAACUAUUAACUACUAUCACACACCACUGUGGGUAUUACUAACAAAAUAUUAAUUUAGUUAUUUAAGUUCUAUCUACAAUUAUCUAUCUAUCUAAUUACUAUUACAUUUCUAAAAGAAUACCAUUCUUUUCUUCUUGCUAGAAAGUGUGCUAGAAUGCCAAAAUAAAGUUUAAACCUGUAAUGUUUUCUGUUCUGUUUUUGUCCU